AAAAUGUUUGUAGAUCUGCCCACAUUUCAGUUAUACUAGUUUUAACUGAAAACAAUUACAUUUUCCUUGCACUUUUAAGCUUAAAACUGAAAUAGGUCAGAAGUGGGCAGAGCUUAGAAAAACUCGUCAACUAACAAAAUAUGCAAAAUUGUGUGGUUGACAAUCUCGUAGUAAACAACGUUUCUGUAGCUCUGCCGAGAUUUCAGUUAUACUAGUUUUAACUGAAAACAGUCACGUUUUCUUGGCGGCUUUUAGCUUAAAACUGAAAUAGGUCAGAAGUGGGCGGAGUUAGUCAAAAAUUGUCAACUAACAAAUUGUGCUAAAUUGUGUGGUUAACAAUUUUGUAGUUGACAAUUUUUUGAUUCCAACAUUCCCCAGCAAGUUGACAGUCUUAGGGAGUUAGGUGUACAGGUGCGCAAAAUUUUGAUUUUCCAAUUGGGACCAAAAAUUUUCUAAGCUAGCCUAAUGAUUUUUCCCGGCAACUAGACCCUCCAAAAAACAAAAUAAACAAGAAGAUAGACCCUUUGGUCCCACUCUGUGCACUAAAAAAGAACAGCCGUCCCGAGCUACUCCAUUUUUUUUUAAAUUUCUCAUAUUUUUGUGCGGGGUACCGUGGUGCCAGAACGUGCCAAGAGAUAAUGUUUUAGUACACUGCAAUGCACAAAGAGCUCACGUACUUUUUUUUAAUAAACAUUUGACACAUUUUGAGCAAAGAUUGCAAGAAAAAGAGCUGGAGAAAUAAAAAAAGAGUUGAAGGAGGAAGUUUUGAUGCUCGGAAAAAUUUUUGGGCAGAGCUAGAACAGAACUGCCACCUAACAAAAUAAUUGUCACAUAUGUUUGCACAUUUUGUUAGUUGACAAUUUUUUUUACCGCCACCCAUUUUUUGGCUACAGUAGUUUAAACAUUAGGUUUGUACAACAAAAAAAUUUUUUUUUUCCAAUUUUCGAUUUUAUUUCCAAAUAUCUCACAAUCUAGGUAUUAACGUAUUUUAAAUUAUGGAUGAAAAUAAAACUAAAAUAAAGCACAUUUCAAACAAAAAAAAUUAAAAAAAUGCAUAGUUAGAGUAGAUUCGGAAGAAGCUCAAAUCCGAUGUGGUGGGACGUAUGGAACAUUUCUUGGAGCACAACAAUUCGGGUAUUUGAAGUUGUAUCUUUUUUGUUUUGUGAUUAUUAAAUUGCACUUCUUUUGGCGAAUUUCUGAAAAAAUAAAUUAGGUACUUAAAUUAAAAAUUCCAAAUUAAAAUUGAAAAAAAACACACAAAAUUUCAAUUUUGCCAGUCAAAUUUGUGAAUUGAGCGUUUAAUUUACUCCUGGGGGAGGGGGUUCGAAAUUAAAAAAUUAAAAAAAAAAAAAAAAUUUUUCUGAAAAUAAUCAAAACCUAUAUAUUUUGAAAAAAAAAUUUUUUUCAGUGUUUGGAGAUCUAUUUCGAGUCCUCUAACUACAAAAUUAACCAUUUUAAAGGAGUUUCAAAAUUGUGAUUUCAGAAUUUUUCAGAAUUUUUCUUGGUCUAAAUUUUGUGUAAAAACACUUCAAAAUUAAAAAAAAAGUCCUACAGCUUGAUCUGUUUUUUUUUAAGAUUUUAAAGAAACUUUGGUUUAAAAAAAACGAUGUAAUUUUCUUUGACGAGUAGUAUUUUUAGUAGCUGACGUAAAUCUGUAUUUAGUUUUUUCUCUCAACUUUCUGACUUUUUGAUUUCAAUAAUCCCUCCAUUUCUAUUCAUUUUUUAAAUUAAUUUUGUUUCAUAUUUUAUUUUCAACCAAAAUCCCCCGCUUAUAGCCCCUAAUCUGUCAGAAAACUGGGCGUGACUCUCUAAAAUCCCAUAUAAAUUUGAUAUUUUUUUACUCUAGCUCACUUUCUGAGUUAAAAAUGCAGAAAUUUUUGAUUUUCCUCUUUGUCAUUUUUUUUGGGGUCGCCGCAAACGUCGAACCAACUGUGCAGGAGUGUAAUGCUUUUUUCACCAAUCGCAUCGUUCAAGCGUGCCCGGAAGGCGGCUGUCGUGUUAGGGAUGAUUUCGUGCGAAACCAGUGCAACAUGAUGAAGAAGGAGGAUUGGUACUCAAAAUGCUGUGAUGCUUAUGGAGUUGCUCUUUGAGCAAUAUUUAUAUGUUGUAUUUUGUUGUAUUUUAAUCAAUUGUAUUUUAAUCAAUUUAAAACAAAAUAAAGUGAAAAUCUUGUU
This is a messenger RNA of Caenorhabditis elegans, 2174 nucleotides long. RefSeq lists its product as uncharacterized. NCBI's taxonomy places the organism in Eukaryota, Metazoa, Nematoda, Chromadorea, Rhabditida, Rhabditidae. The record is from RefSeq and is marked reviewed. The coding region runs from base 1866 to 2090 and encodes 74 amino acids. The transcript is spliced from 2 exons.